GCGGGGAGCGCGGCGGAGCCUCCCCGCGCUCUCGCGCUGCCCGGCGCGGCUCUUGUCAGUUAGCAACAAAAUGGCCGCGGCGGCAGCAGCUGUGCUCCCGAGGACGGCGGCGGCAGCAGCGGAGGUGGCGUCCGAAUCGGCGGCGCGGAGGAGCAGCGGGGGCCCGGCUCAACAGCACUGAGCGGACACCGAGAGCGAGCGGCGGAGAGCGGCCCCCACCCGCUGCUGCAGCCCGGCCCGAACCCCCGCCCCGGGGGCACCUCCGCUGCGUUCGCCCCCCCCCCCCCCCCCCCCCCCUCCGGAGGGACUCCGCCGGAUCCUCCCCUCCCGCUGCUUCCUGCGGGGCGGCCCCGCGGUGCGGAUUGUCCCGGGAGGGCGCAGCGAACGCCGCUCCGGGCGUUGUGCGGGGGGGGGUCCUUUUGCGGGACCGUGCCCCGGCGGGCCGCGCUUUAUUUCGCUGAUUUGAUUCUCCUGGUUUAUUUUUUUUGAUUUGCACUUUUCGCCUCCUCAGAUGCCCGUCCACGCGGACUGAACCCACCGGGACGCGGCAGAGCCCCUCCCGACCCGGUUCGGAUCUUCGCUGCAGCGCGGACCGUGCGCGCCAGGCACGGACUGAGCCGCGCUGCGCUCCGCCGGGAACCGCCGCUGCCCUGCGUCUCUGUGCGCGUCCUCCUCUGUGCCGUUGUUUUUUCUUUUACUUUUUUUUCUUUGAGGGGGUGUCGACAAACGGCGACGACAACAACAACAACAAAAAAACUUAAUUUUUUUUAAUUAUUAUUUUUGGCCGUGUGAGAUUUUUUUCGCAUCGAUUCGUGAAAUUACGGGUACAAUUACAGAAAGAGAGGGAAAAAAAGACAAACAACAAACCAACCACCACCAACACAACAAACAACGUUUAAAAUAAGAAAGGAACGCGUCAGUGAGACCCCUCCACCAUAGACGACAUCCCUGCUCUUUUCCUCACAGCGAGACCGAACCGAAAGCUGCCAAAGAGCCCCGCACAGAGCAGACUACAAGGGAGAAAGAGGAAGAAACACAAGAAGAGGAACAUUUGAUGGAAGAAAAGAAAAAGAAAAAGCAGGAAGAAAAGAAAAAGAAGGAAGGUGCUCAGAAAAAGGCUGCUGAACAAAAAACCAAAGUGCCAGAACCUAUUAAGACCAGUUUAAGCCAGCCCCAACCUGCCGGUACCGGUACCAGUACUUCCACCAGCACUAUCACCAACAGCAGCAAUGGCAAGCGUGCAUCUGCUAACGGGCAGCAGCCAGCCGCGUCCCGCUACCUGCCCCGCGAGGUGCCUCCACGCUUCCGCCAGCAAGAACAGAAGCAGCUCUUAAAGAGAGGGCAGCCGCUGCCCACCGGGACUCUGAGCAGCAGCCCGGCGCAAGGCACUGGGCCAGCAGGGGCGAGUCCUCCCCCACAGCCAGGGGCGGGAGGACAGCAUCAUCCCAGUAAGACCCAAGCAGAUCUCAGUCACAGUGGAUUGGGAGACCAUUAUGAAAAUUCCCACUGGGGACAGCAGCCCACUUUCAGGAGUGAAGGCAACUGCAGCUGGGAUAAAGUGAUAAUAGACAGGACUGACAAGGAAGCGUGGCCUUCCAUCACAGGAGCUGAGACUGAAUCUGCCUCAGAAUGUACUACAGACACUGACUCUGCCUCCAACUGUGGCUCAGAGAACAGUAGCAUGGCUACAGGGAGUGCCCAAGGCAACUUCACUGGACAUACAAAGAAAACUAAUGGCAAUAAUGGCGCCAACGGAGCACUCGUCCAAAGCACUUCUAACCAGAGUGCCCUUGGAGCUGGUGGAGCCAAUGGUAACGGCAGCUCGGCCAGAGUGUGGGGCAUGGCUGCAGGCUCUGGCUCUGGCCUAGCUCACUGCUCUGCCAGCGGUGGGGAUGGCAAGAUGGACAACAUGAUUGGAGAUGGUAGAAGUCAAAACUGCUGGGGUGCUUCCAACUCAAAUGCUGGCAUUAAUCUUAACCUUAACCCUAAUGCCAAUCCAGCUGCCUGGCCUGUACUUGGACAUGAGGGAACUGUGGGAGCAGGCAACCCUUCCAGUAUUUGCAGUCCGGUCAGUGCCAUAGGUCAGAACAUGGGCAACCAGAAUGGGAACCCGACAGGCACCUUAGGUGCUUGGGGAAACUUGCUGCCGCAAGAGAGCACAGAACCACAAACGUCCACUUCUCAGAAUGUGUCUUUCAGCGUACAACCUCAGAACCUUAACACUGAUGGACCAAAUAACACUAACCCCAUGAACUCUUCACCAAACCCUAUCAAUGCAAUGCAGACAAAUGGACUGCCGAACUGGGGGAUGGCUGUUGGUAUGGGGGCCAUCAUCCCGCCCCACCUGCAAGGCCUUCCUGGUGCUAAUGGAACAUCAGUUUCUCAAGUCAGUGGGGGCAGUGGUGAAGGAAUGGGCAGUUCAGUUUGGGGGAUGUCCCCGGGUAAUCCUGCCGCAGGAAACAGCAAUUCUGGGUUCAGUCAGGGGAAUGGAGACACUGUGAACUCAGCAUUAAGUGCUAAACAAAAUGGAUCCAGCAGUGCUGUGCAAAAGGAAGGAAACGGAGCGAGCGCUUGGGAUUCAGGGCCUCCGUCUGGUCCUGGGGUACUGGCGUGGGGCAGGAGCAGCGGCAACAGCGGUGUUGGUAGUGUGCAUUCUGGAGCUUGGGGCCACCCCAACCGUAACGCCAGUAACGGUGUCAAUGGUGAAUGGGUCAAGCCCCCAAACCAGCAUUCCAAUAGCGACAUCAAUGGGAAAGGAUCAACGGGGUGGGAUAGCUCUAGUGUUACCAGUCCGAAUCCUGCCAUGCAGCAGGGCAACGAACAAAUAAACUCUUGGGCCAAAGCUGCAGCAUCUGGCACCACAGCUAGCGAAGGAAGCAAUGACAGCGGUGGAAGUCAAAAUGAAGGCAGUACUGGGAGGGAGGGGGCUGCAGAAGGCAGGAGGAGAGACAAAGGGAUGAUAGACCAAGGGCAAGUUCAGUUGCCAAGAAAUGACCUUGACCCCAGGGUCCUGUCCAAUACAGGGUGGGGACAGACCCCUGUAAAGCAAAACACUGCCUGGGAAUUUGAAGAGUCCCCGAGGUCUGAACGAAAGAAUGACAAUGGAACGGAGGCCUGGGGUUGUGCAGCUACUCAAUCUUCAAACUCAGGGGGGAAGAACGAUGGGUCCAUCAUGAACAGUACAAAUACCUCUUCAGUAUCUGGGUGGGUCAACUCUCCACCUGCAGCUGUUCCAACAAAUACAGGUUGGGGAGACAAUAACAACAAAGCACCAAAUGGCCCAGGGGGGUGGGGAGAGUCAGCAAGCUCUACUACUGUUAAUAAUGCUGCUGCUGCCAAAAGCGGCCACACUUGGAGUGGGACCGCAAAUCAGGAGGACAAAUCACCUACCUGGGGUGAACCUCAGAAACCCAAAUCUCAAAACUGGGGAGACGGACAGAAAUCAAAUCCGAGCUGGACUUCAGGAGGUGGAGAUUGGACAGAUUCAUCGUCUGUUCCUGGACACUUGGGUGAUGGGAAGAAGAAUGGAUCUGGGUGGGAUUCUGACAAUAGGUCAGGGUCUGGAUGGAAUGAUUCCACGAGGUCUGGGACCAGUGGGUGGGGAAAUGGCACAAACAGCAAGGCUAAUACAGGUACAAGUUGGGGGGAAUCUUUAAAGCCAGGCCCCCAACAAAAUUGGGCUAAUAAACCCCAGGACAACAGUGUGAGUAACUGGGGUGGAGCUGCUUCUGUAAAACAGACGGGGUCGGGGUGGGUUGGUGGGCCAGUGCCAGCCAAACAAAAAGAGAACUGUGAGGCAACUGGCUGGGAAGAGCCAUCUCCACCGUCCAUUCGCCGCAAGAUGGAGAUCGAUGAUGGUACCUCGGCUUGGGGCGACCCAAAUUACAACAACAACAAGACUGUAAACAUGUGGGAUAGAAAUAAUCCUAUCAUUCAGAGCAGUACCACAACCAAUACCACCACCACUAGCACCAUUAUCAACACAAACAUGGUUGAACCUCAGCCAUCGCACCAGUCAAGUGCCCAGCCGAACCGGUCCCCGCUGCUUGGCCCAGCAGGCUGGGGAGAAAUGCCUAACGUCCACACGAAGAGCGAAGCUUCUUGGGGAGAGCCAUCCUCCCCUUCUGCUGCAGUCGAUAACGGCACGUCGGCGUGGGGGAAACCCCCCAGCAGUGGGACGGGGUGGGGAGAGAGCCCUGCAGAGCCAGCGGGGACCUACGGCAGAACAGCCGCUCCAGCUGCUGCCCCGGCACUGUGCAAACCAGCUUCAAAAUCUAUGCAAGAAGGCUGGGGCAGUGGUGGGGAUGAAGUGAAUCUCAGUACUAGUCAGUGGGAAGAUGAAGAAGGAGAUAUGUGGAAUAAUACUGCUUCACAAGAAAGCAGCUCCUCCUGUAAUUCCUGGGGGAAUGCCCCAAAGAAAGGACUUCAAAAGGGCAUGAAGACAUCUAGCAAGCAAGAUGAGGCCUGGAUCAUGAACCGCCUGAUAAAACAGCUCACAGAUAUGGGCUUCCCUAGAGAACCAGCGGAAGAGGCCUUGAAGAGCAACAAUAUGAAUCUCGAUCAGGCCAUGAGUGCUCUGCUGGAAAAGAAGGUGGAAAUGGACAAGCGUGGAAUGGGAGUGACCGACUAUAAUGGAAUGGUCACCAAACCCCUUGGCUGCCGCCCACCACCAAUCUCCAAAGAGUCUUCCAUGGACCGCCCCACCUUCCUUGACAAGCUCACCCUUUCUUUCUCCAAUCAGGAUGGCGGCCUAGUGGAAGAGCCCACUACUUCACCAUUUUUGCCUUCACCAAGCCUGAAGCUCCCCCUUUCAAACAGUGCACUCCCUAAUCAGACCCUGGGCGGGAUUGCCUCAGGGCUGGGCAUGCAAAACUUGAAUUCUUCUCGACAGAUACCGAGUGGCAAUCUGGGUAUGUUUGGCAAUAGCGGAGCAGCACAAGCCAGGACCAUGCAACAGCCGCAGCAACCGCCAGUGCAACCUCUUAAUUCAUCCCAGCCUAGUCUUCGUGCUCAAGUGCCUCAGUUUCUAUCCCCUCAGGUUCAAGCACAGCUUUUGCAGUUUGCAGCAAAAAACAUUGGUCUCAACCCUGCACUAUUAACCUCGCCAAUUAAUCCUCAGCAUAUGACGAUGUUGAACCAGCUCUAUCAGCUGCAGCUGGCGUACCAACGUUUACAAAUCCAGCAGCAGAUGUUACAGGCUCAGCGUAAUGUUUCCGGACCCAUGAGACAACAGGAGCAGCAAGUUGCACGUACAAUCAAUAACAUGCAGCAGCAGAUCCAGCAGCACCAGCGCCAGCUGGCCCAGGCCCUGCUUAUGAAGCAGCAGCCUCCCCCUCCACAUCUAUCUUUGCACCCCUCUGCAGGCAAAUCAGCCAUGGAUAGCUUUUCACCCCAUCCCCAGGCUCCCGGCCUUCCUGACCUGCAGACCAAAGAGCAACAGUCUUCACCGAACACCUUUGCUCCUUACCCCCUUGCUGGACUGAACCCGAACAUGAAUGUAAAUAACAUGGACAUUACUGGUGGUUUGUCAGUGAAGGACACUUCUCAGUCCCAGUCUCGCCUUCCUCAGUGGACACAUCCCAACUCAAUGGAUAAUCUGUCUAGUGCUGCUUCUUCUCUUGACCAGAACUCCAGCAAGCACGGUGCUAUUCCUGGAGGUUUGAGCAUUGGUCCUCCGGGAAAGUCCUCCAUUGAUGACUCUUAUGGCCGCUACGAUCUGAUUCAGAACAGUGAGUCGCCUGCCAGCCCACCUGUAGCUGUUCCUCACAGCUGGUCACGUGCCAAAACUGAUAGUGAUAAGAUCUCCAAUGGCUCCAGCAUAAACUGGCCACCAGAAUUUCAUCCAGGAGUGCCAUGGAAAGGACUACAGAAUAUUGAUCCUGAAAAUGACCCUGAUGUUACUCCUGGAAGUGUUCCAACAGGGCCUACCAUAAACACCACGAUACAGGAUGUUAAUCGCUAUCUUCUCAAGAGUGGAGGGUCAUCCCCAACAUCAUCUCAGAAUGCCACGCUGCCUUCAUCGAGUGCCUGGCCGCUUAGUGCCUCCGGCUACAGUAGCUCUUUCAGCAGCAUUGCAUCCGCACCUAGCAUUGCAGGUAAACUGUCAGACAUCAAGUCUACGUGGUCCUCCGGCCCAAUCUCCCACACACAAGCCUCUCUGUCCCAUGAACUAUGGAAGGUACCCAGAAACACUACUGCUCCUACCAGACCACCUCCGGGCUUAACCAACACCAAGCCAUCGUCGACGUGGGGUGCCAGUCCCCUGGGCUGGACCAGCUCUUACUCCUCUGGUUCUGCAUGGAGUACUGACAGCUCAGGGAGGACAAGCAGCUGGCUGGUUCUUCGUAACCUCACGCCUCAGAUUGAUGGUUCCACACUGCGGACGCUGUGUUUGCAGCAUGGCCCUCUGAUAACAUUCCACCUGAACCUGACACAAGGGAAUGCUGUGGUCCGAUACAGUUCCAAGGAAGAAGCAGCCAAGGCCCAAAAGUCUCUGCAUAUGUGUGUCCUGGGUAACACUACCAUCCUGGCCGAGUUCGCCGGCGAGGAGGAGGUGAACCGCUUCCUGGCGCAGGGCCAGCCGCUGCCUCCCACCUCCAGCUGGCAAUCCAACGCCGGCAGCUCGCAGCCGCGCCUGGGCUCAGCCGGCUCCCACGGGCUGGUGAGGGGCGACGCUGGGCACUGGAACAGCCCCUGCCUGGGGGGCAAGGGCAGCAGCGAGCUGCUGUGGGGCGGCGUGCCCCAGUACUCCAGCAGCCUCUGGGGACCCCCCAGCGCCGACGACGGGCGAGUGAUCGGGAGCCCCACGCCUCUGAAUACUCUUCUUCCGGGGGAUCUUCUCAGCGGGGAGUCCAUCUAGGAAGCGGAGAGGAACCGAGUGGAAAUCACAAUCAUCAGCACUAAAGGAAAUAUAAAGUUGUAACCCUUUCCAGUCCCGGGCUUGAUGAAGAAUCCAGCUUUAACCGAUCAGACUGGCAGCCCUUAUUUUAUUUUAUUGUUUUGAAUUUUUAUUUUUUUUAGUACCUCUGUCCAAUAUCGACUAUGAAACUGCAGAAGUCCUUGUGAACUGUUAAUGCAACAGUAUGGGCUCCUUUUGGUCAGUGUCACAUGCUAACGACAGGUUAUAUUUUUUUUUUUUCAUGGCUUUUUGUUUUAUGUCGUCUUUUUAUGUUUGUAUGGUGAUUUUAAAAAACAAACUAUAAAAGCUGCUUAGAAUAGGUCUAUCAUGAAGGGCACUUUUCAGAAUUUGGGCUGGAAAGGGUUAUUUUAUCAGCUUGGGGGGGGGGGGGGCGGGGGGGGGGGGGGAAGGGGAAAUGAAAGCCUAUUUAAAAUGAGCCUGUGACUAUUAUGCACAUUACCAGAGGCGGACCCAAUAAUCAGAAAGGGUGAAGUGUGAUAUUUACCAUUGGUACAGACAAGAGAUGAAUCUGAAUGGUAACUAUGGACUGUACAGGUUGAAUGGGGAGGGGGGCGGGCUGGGGUAUCUGUGUCCACUACUCCCAUGGAUCUGCCUAUGCACAUUACCCUCGUUUCAUUACUUUUUCAUGUCGUUUUUGUUAACCUCUCCCCCCCCCUCCAAAAAAAAAAAGGAAAAAAAAAAAAAAAGGAAAAAAAAAAAAAAGGACAAAACAGAAAAUGUUUAAAAAAAAAAAAAACAAAAACAAAACAAAACGAAAAAAAAAGAACAUAUCAAACAUGCAAAUACUUGAAUCCAGCAGGCCAAUAACAAAAUGUGAACACUCGCUACAUCUGAUGAUUACACUUCCAGGUUGGCAUCAGUACACCGAGACAACAGGCUCUAAGGAUUUGUUUUUCAAGGUUCGGACGUUCUGUUUUUGUUUGAGAUGUGAGUGUGAGUGUGUGAGUGAGAGUGAGAGUGAGUGCCCGCGCGUGGCUGAACUAAAAGCGUGUUCUCCUUUUAUCCAGUAUAUGCUUUUGAGUUGCUCAUUGGUCAAAUGUUUAAUUGUUAUUAGCUUCUAACUUUGCACUGAGUGUCCGCAGCCCUUCUUGUAGCUCAUCCUAUAAUGUAAAGAAAAAAAAAAAAGAAAAAAAAAAAAGAAAGAAACUGAUAGAAGGGGCCGGCGACAAUUCACGUGUAAAUGUUUACUCAAGGACUCUUAUCGCGUUUUAAAAAUGACAGUGUGUAUCUCUGGAGAAUAAUAUGUAUAUCUACCUUGGGCGGCUUUUUAUUGUGGACUAAUGCAAGGAAACGAUUCCCGGAGUAUUGCACCGUUGUUCCAUUUGGGAUCUAAAGCUGAAGAAAAAAUCCUCUCCUUGAACUGUGGCCAUAGAUAAUUGUAAAGAGCGGAUGGUUCCCUUGCAAGCAGGAACAGAAACAAGCACUUGGACAUGGGGUUUGACUGCUUUUGGAGGAGCCGGCGUUCGGCUCUCACCUGUUUACAGACCUUUUUUUUUUUUUUCUUUUUUCUUUUUUUUUUUUUUUUUUUUUCCUCCUUCAAACUUUAAAAAUAAUAAUAAUAAAAAAAAAAUUAAAAAAAAAUUAAAAAAAAAAAAAGGAACUUUAAAAAAAAAAAAGAGACUUCCAUCGUAAAGAAAACUUAUUUUCAGAAUGAAGAUAUGCUACUUCAGAGCUCUGGGAUUGAACAGUGUUGUUGUAUGAUUCUUUUCUUUGGCCAUUGCUGUGUACUGUUCUUGUUGUUGUUUUCCUCCUCUCCGUCGGCGCGGCGAGGCGUUGUGGUCACUCUCUUGCACAUGGUGGAAGAUGUCUCAGGAAAGCCGGGUUUCCCGAGGAGCAACUCCACACCAUUUCAUGUAUUUUUAAAACCCAACUCCUAGCACUGAAGAUAUUAUUAAAAAAUAAUUAAAAAAAAAAUAAUUAAAAAAAAAUUAAAAAAAAAAAAAAAAAGACAGUAAGAAAGAAAAAAAUACCUAAUCUAAUGUGUAGCAGUUACAUAUUUACCAAAUAAUGGACUCAAAAAAGAAAUAGAUGUUUGAAGAGUGCUUUAUAUAUUAAAAACAAAAACAAAAACAAAUUGCUUUAUGUUUAACAAAAAAAAAAAGAAAAAAAAAAAGAUGUUUUUGAUUGUUUUGAAAGGAAGAAAGACAAUGAGCGGCAUCCGGCUGGCGUGUCCCGAGUGGCACGGACGUUGUGCUCCUGCCUGCUUGGGUCAGGAAACUUGUGCAUUACAUUCAAUUUCCUUUCCCUUUCUUUUUGGUUUAUUUUUAUUUCGAUUUUUAUUUUGGAAGCUGAGCUUUUGAAUGGUUUUAUCCGAUGUUAAAAGGGGUCCUGCGAGAUUGCAAAAUUAACAAAAGCUGGUUUUAUAGCGGAUCACGAACUAUGCACAAACUGGGUUCAAGACUUGUUCUUUCGUUCUCGAGGUUCCGUAGUGUAUUUAGCUCUGUUACCUUUCCUCAGAGUCAUUGCAUCUCAUUGCCACCGCGCGCCCGCGCCAUGCACAGCUAUUUUAUAUCUCUGUCCACGCUCAUAUAAGAGAUGUCUGUGUGUCUGUGCGCGCUGACGUACGACUUUCCAUGCUGAAUUUAGCAUUGAGUUGUAGAACUCGUGGUAUUUUGAAACGGGGAAGGAAUGUUUCUGUUGGCGGGGGUGGGGGGGCUGUGGGGCUUUGAUUUGGGGGCUUUUGGUUUUGUUGUUUGGUUUUUGUUGGUUGUUUUUUUUUUUUUUGGCCUUUCCUUUCGGGUUAAAGAUGUCUGUAACUGAGAUUAAAUGAGAAAAAAAGGAAAACAAAAAAAAACUUAAGAAACAAAACAACAAAACACAUGGCUUUCAAUGUUAUCUCCUCAUAGAAUGUGAUUGUUGAAGAACAUGCACCGAAAGUUGCUUUCAAGAGUACGAAGAUUCUUUGAAAACUAAAUAAAUCGCAGUUGGUUUUUUGG
Messenger RNA from Tympanuchus pallidicinctus (lesser prairie-chicken), 9855 nucleotides. RefSeq names its product trinucleotide repeat containing adaptor 6C (gene TNRC6C). The transcript is spliced from 23 exons. Gene Ontology annotation, molecular function: RNA binding; protein binding. The coding region runs from base 1055 to 6859 and encodes 1934 amino acids. Gene Ontology annotation, cellular component: nucleoplasm; P-body. Gene Ontology annotation, biological process: miRNA-mediated post-transcriptional gene silencing; positive regulation of nuclear-transcribed mRNA poly(A) tail shortening. The record is from RefSeq and is a predicted model, not a curated record. Lineage: Eukaryota; Metazoa; Chordata; Aves; Galliformes; Phasianidae.